This is a messenger RNA of Oryctolagus cuniculus (rabbit), 800 nucleotides long. The record is from RefSeq and is a predicted model, not a curated record. NCBI's taxonomy places the organism in Eukaryota, Metazoa, Chordata, Mammalia, Lagomorpha, Leporidae.
AUGGGAUGGCGGCUCCAGGGGCGGAGGACUCACCUACUGCACUCCAGCGGCCAGCUUGUCGGUGUUGGCUCUGAUGCUGGGUUCAGGAAAUUCAGCCGUCUCCAGGCUGAGGCCUAUCCUCCAGUCCUAAUUCAGAAAGUCCCCGUCCUGGCUGUGUCAGGACACAGCGCUCGCCAAGACCUCACGAUGUGGACCUUCAUGCUCCUGGGCCUUCUCUGUGCCUCGGCCUCUGCCAGUGCCAUCCAGGCCAGGUCCUCCUCCUACAAUGGCGAGUACGGAAGUGGAGGAGGAGAGCGAUUCUCCCACUCCGGCCUCCAGCUGGAAGGCCCCAUCACAGCCAUCCGUGUCCGGGUCAACAGCCUCUAUAUCGUGGGUCUCCAGGUGCGCUAUGGCAAGGUGUGGAGCGACUACGUGGGUGGCAAGCUGGGAGACCUGGAGGAGAUCUUUCUGCACCCAGGGGAGUCGGUGAUCCAGGUGUCUGGGAAGUACAAGUACUAUCUGAGGAAGCUGGUCUUUGUGACCGACAAGGGUCGCUACCUGUCCUUUGGGAAAGACACAGGCACGAGCUUCAACGCUGUCCCCUUGCACCCAAACACCGUGCUCCGAUUCAUCAGUGGCCGAGCUGGCUUAUUCGUCAACGCCAUUGGCCUGCACUGGGACAACUACCCCAGCAACUACCCAAGCUACUAACCCAGCAACUGCUGAGCCCGCCUCCUCCGUGGCAGGGCCCCGUGGUGGGGUGUGACAACUCCCUGAUCACUAUUCCCAUACAAAUGGCUCAAUAAAAGGACAUGGCUAAA